AAUAGUUUCUCUUUUCUAGUAUUUUUCAACGAGUUCUAGCACACGUACAAGGCUGAUUCAUUUCAUUAAGAGUGUGAUUACCUGUACGUUCAAGGCUGUUCUUAUUGAAGACUCCAAUCUUCUUUCAAGAUUUUCUCUUAGAUUCAAAGCCCACCAUAUAUAGGAGUUGAAUUUGCUUGCCGGAAUAUAAAGGUUGGUGAUCGACACUGCAGGGCAAGAAAGAAUAAUAGACUAAAUUAUACAAAGAUCGAGUAGCAGGACACACACAUAAGGCCGCAAGCGAUGGCUUUCUUGCAACAACUGGUGGCUGGGGCCAUAAUAUUAGCAGGAAUAGCAGCAUCAGAACCCAAUCCAAGCUGCAUCAGAACAUGUGGAUCGCUUGAUAUCCCCUACCCAUUUGGAACAAGCGAGGGCUGUUACCUUGAUCCAUCUUUUCUCAUCACUUGUAACAACUCAACCCCGUUACUGAGCCCUGGUAAUAUUAUAAAGGUCAUCAACAUAUCAUGGGAUGGUGAGCUGCGAGUCUCAAACUCAAUAGACCGUUAUUGCCCCGGGAACUCCAGCAGCGAUAUGGCUUCCGAGCCCACAGUGUUAAACUUUCCCGUCUCACAUACGAAGAACAAGCUGACUGCAGUCGGUUGUGACACUUUCGGGUUUAUUAACGCUACAGAGGCACAGAAGAAAUACUCCGUUGGAUGCUUGUCGCUCUGUGACAGUAUUGACAGUGUUGUUAACGGGUCCUGCGAGGGAAUUGGCUGUUGCCAGACUUCUAUCCCAAAAGGAAUGACUAGUUUUGCUUUUACUGCUGGGAGCUUGAGCUAUCCCUCCACAGUAGACAACUUCAAUCCAUGUAGUUUCGCUUUUGUAGUAGAAGAAAAAGCAUACAACUUCUCCUCCUUGGAUCUUGUAAACUUACAGAAUAGACAGACUGUUCCUAUGGUGCUUGAUUGGGCAGUUGGGAAUGAGACAUGCCGAGAUGCUAAGAAAAAUUCGACAACCUAUGCAUGUAAGGCAGCGAAUAGCGAAUGUUACGAUUCCACCAACAGUCCUGGUUAUCUUUGCAAAUGCCACUCAGGUUAUGAAGGGAACCCAUACCUCUUUGAUGGUUGCAAAGAUAUUAAUGAGUGCGAAGAAAAUCCAAACGUCUGCGGCAAUGAAAGAAAAUGCACCAACACUCCGGGGCGUUUCAAAUGUGAUUGUCCCAAGGGGAAGUCCAAAGAAGACGAUUGCCGUAGUAAAGUCGGCUCUUCUCAAAAAAGCCUUAUUGCAAUGGGUAUUACCAUAAGCCUCUUAGGCCUGCUUGUGGGAGGUUCUUGGAUAAAUUUAGGGCUUAAAAGAAGAAAGCUCAUCAAGCUUAAGAAGAAAUUAUUCCAACAAAAUGGUGGCUUAAUGUUACAAAAACAACUCUCGAAUCGCAAUUGGACGGUAGAGACAGCAAAAAUUUUUAGUGCAGAAGAGCUUAAACGAGCUACUAACAGCUACGACGAGAGUAGGGUCCUCGGCAAAGGAGCCAAUGGAACUGUUUACAAAGGAGUAUUAUCAUGUAACAAAGUGGUUGCAAUCAAGAAGUCCAGAAUUUGUGAUCAUAGCCAGAUUAAGCAAUUCAUAAACGAGGUGUUUGUGCUUACCCAAAUCAACCAUAGGAAUGUCGUUAAGCUAUUAGGUUGCUGUCUUGAAACAGAAGUGCCCUUGCUAGUUUAUGAAUUCAUCACAAACGGGACUCUUUUUGACCACAUUCAUGAUAAAAGCCGCUCAUCCUCACUUUCAUGGAAAAUGCGUCUAAAGAUAGCAACAGAAACUGCAGCAGCCCUUGCUUACUUACAUUCUGAAACUUCUAUACCAAUUUUUCACAGAGAUGUGAAAACUACAAAUAUACUUUUAGAUGAUAACUACACAGCAAAAGUGGCCGACUUUGGAGCUUCCAGACUGAUUUCUCUUGAUCAAACACAAGUAACCACUUUGGUGCAAGGAACUUUCGGGUACUUGGACCCGGAGUACCUGCAUACUGGCCAACUUACAGAAAAAAGUGACGUCUACAGCUUUGGUGUUGUUGUGGCAGAGCUAUUGACAGGUAAGAAGGCAGUUUUUUUUGAUAGUACGGGACGUGAUAGAAAUCUUGCUAUGUACUUUGUUUCUACAGUGAAAGAGGAUCGCCUACUACAAAUUCUUGAAAAUCACAUUAUAAAUGAGGGUAAUAUUGGGGAACUAAAGGAAGUGGCUAAUCUUGUAAAAAUGUGCUUAAGUGUAAGAGGGGAGGAUAGGCCCUCUAUGAAGGAAGUGGAGAUGGAGCUUGGGGCUUUGAGAAUUAUGGAAAAGCAUCCAAUGGGAAAGGAGAAGCUCGACACAGAAGAGACAGAGUGCUUUCUCCCUGCAUCUGCACGCUCUUUUAGCUUUGACAUCGAUCGUGCUGGCUAUUCUUCUACCAAGUCAAUUGCCGAGUUUGAUAGCAUCAGAAACCAUCCAUUGAAAUCACUGGGUGGUGGCAGAUAAUAAGUUUCCAUCUCCAUGCCAUACAAUCAUCAUGCAUGGCUCAUGAUUGUCUGAGAAAGUCAGCUAAACAAUGUUGUAAAAAAAAUUUAAAAAUCAAUAAUAAAUUUGCGUAUAUGUUUUGGGUUUUA
Messenger RNA from Alnus glutinosa, 2618 nucleotides. RefSeq names its product wall-associated receptor kinase 2-like. Gene Ontology annotation, cellular component: plasma membrane. Bases 283 to 2490 code for a protein of 735 amino acids. Gene Ontology annotation, biological process: cell surface receptor signaling pathway; protein phosphorylation. Gene Ontology annotation, molecular function: calcium ion binding; protein serine/threonine kinase activity; ATP binding. Lineage: Eukaryota; Viridiplantae; Streptophyta; Magnoliopsida; Fagales; Betulaceae. The record is from RefSeq and is a predicted model, not a curated record. The transcript has 4 exons.